AUGGUCGAACGCUUUCACCGCCAACUCAAGGCAUCUAUCAAAGCAGCUCCAGACAGUUCUCACUGGUUGGAACAUCUCCCUCUCAUCCUCCUUGGAAUUCGAUCCACGAUUAAGGAAGAACUGGGAUAUACUCCGGCCGAACUCGUUUAUGGCACAACACUCACCUUACCUGGGCAGAUGAUCGAACCUGUUUCACAAAACUUCCCUGACCCACAACAAUAUGUGCACCGAUUACGGACAUCCAUGUCGCAGUUAUCACCUUCAGGCCCCAGACAACAGAACGUCGUUUCACGUGUCCCAAAAGAUAUCAACACAUGGACUCAUGUCUUUGUGAGGAAUGAUGGGAUACCCUCUCAACUUCGACCACCAUAUUCAGGGCCUUACAAGGUCAUCAAAAGAGAACCCAAGUAUUUCGUCCUCGAUAUUGGAGGUAAACGAAAUACGGUCUCGAUUGAUUGUUUAAAAAAAGCUUUCAUCGAGGAGGACUUACAUUCAGUCCCCUCUUUUCCUCAAACAGACUCGGCAACUCCAGCGAACACCACAGAUUCUGCACAACCCCGACACACCAAAUCAGGAAGAACAGUUCGAUGGCCAGCAAGGUUUGUGCAAGUUUUUCGGGUAAGUUCUGAACUCCUAACGUAUCCAUAUUCCUAA
Octopus sinensis (East Asian common octopus) is the source of this 654-nucleotide messenger RNA. RefSeq lists its product as uncharacterized. NCBI's taxonomy places the organism in Eukaryota, Metazoa, Mollusca, Cephalopoda, Octopoda, Octopodidae. Gene Ontology annotation, molecular function: nucleic acid binding. The transcript has a single exon. The coding region runs from base 1 to 654 and encodes 217 amino acids. The record is from RefSeq and is a predicted model, not a curated record.